GCCGGCACCGCCAGCCAGAGGGUGUUAGCACCUGUCAGCUAGAGACACCUCCGCCGCCGGCUGACCGAGGGCACCAGCCAACGGGAUGCGGAGCGACAGGCUCGGGCGCAUACACCGCAUCCAGCAGCCGGCGCUGGAGCAGCUGGAGCUGGCGCGCGACUACGAGGUGCUCAAGGUGCUGGGCGAGGGCUGCUUCGCGCAGGUGCUGCUGGCGCGACACCGCCGCUCCGGCACCACCGUGGUGCUCAAGGCCGUGCACGUGGAGCUGGCGCGCCUCAGCGACUUCCACCGCGAGCACCACUACAGCUACCACCUGAGCCCGCACCCGGCCAUCCUGUCCGCCUACAGCGUGGCCUUCCGCACCGAGCGCAGCUACGUGUUCGCGCAGGAGUUCGCCCCGCUCGGCGACCUGGCGGGCAACGUGCGCGCGGGCGGCCUGGGCGAGCCGGCCUGCAAGCACGUGGCGCGGCAGCUGUCCUCCGCCCUGGAGUUCGUGCACUCGCAGGACCUGGUGCACGGAGACCUGAAGCUGGAGAACGUGCUGGUGUUCGCGGCGGACAUGUCGCGCGUCAAGCUGUGCGACUUCGGGUCGACGCGGCGCGCCGGCAGCCUGGUGAGCCGCACGGCCACGGGCUGCGCGUGGCAGCCCUUCCUGCCGCCCGAGGUGUGCGACGCCGUGGGCGGGGAGCGCUACCCCUGCCGCGCCGCCGCCGACUGCUGGCAGCUCGGCAUCGCCCUGCAGGUGUGCCUGACGGGCUGCCCGCCCUGGCGCUGCGCGGACGCGGUGCGCGACGCGCGCUACGCCGCCUUCCUGCGCUGGCAGCGCCGCCGCACGACGCACGUGCCGCGCCAGUUCCACGCGCACGCGCCGCGCCUGCUGCGCCUGCUGCGGCGGCUGCUGGAACCCUGCGAGGAGAAGCGCGCCGCCGCCGGCGAGGUGGCCAAGUACCUGCGCGACGCGUGGCUGCAGGGCCGGGCCCCGCCUUCCCCCUCGCCCGGCCCCGCGCGCGCCACCGCCUCAAACCCGCUCGACCGCAAGAUGGCGGCCGGCCGCGUGUGGGAGUGGCUGCUCGCGUGCGACGGCUCGGCCGAGCCCGGCGUCGAGGGCGUCUGAGCUGCCAUCCAAUCAUGCCAAUACCCUACCCCCACGUCACUUUGUCCUUAUGACGCAAUACAAACAUUUAUAUUCCCAGGUAGCCAGGGGCGCAACAACAGGGGGGGGGGGGAAAGGUAUAUUGCCCCCCCCUCAGAAACCUUUAAGUGGAGACAAACGGGGGCAAAGAAAGUGCUGUGUUAUCAAUUUUUAGAUAAUAAAACUGCUUAAAUAGCACCAUUUGCCACCUUGAAAUACAAAUUUUCCCCGGGGGAGGAUCCCCAGACCCCCCCGCUUCAAUAGGGGGGAUCGAUGAUUCUUUAUAAAAAGGUAUAUUGCCCCCCUUUUGGAAAUUUAGUUGUUGCGCCCCUGCAGGUAGCCUAUGUUCCUGGAAUUCACUCUCGACCUUAGUACGUAGCAUUUAAUAAACUUGCAAUAUAUCCAUGGUAGAUGGCAGUUUCACAUUUGUAUUGCAUUUUAUAACGUCAACUAUUUUAGAGUAGAACAAUCUAAAAUAUGUAUUUAAA
Bacillus rossius redtenbacheri is the source of this 1620-nucleotide messenger RNA. It is a transcript of the gene meng, whose product is annotated as serine/threonine-protein kinase meng-po. Gene Ontology annotation, molecular function: ATP binding; protein serine/threonine kinase activity. Gene Ontology annotation, biological process: peptidyl-threonine phosphorylation; peptidyl-serine phosphorylation. The coding region runs from base 86 to 1114 and encodes 342 amino acids. Lineage: Eukaryota; Metazoa; Arthropoda; Insecta; Phasmatodea; Bacillidae. The transcript is spliced from 4 exons. The record is from RefSeq and is a predicted model, not a curated record.